GGAAUAUAACCGUUAUAGCCUUAAGCAAUCACCGACAACCGUUGACGGUGGAAUUCAUGGCGAAGAGAGAGCAAAGCAAUGGUUUCCGUCGUUUCCGUUCCGGUCAAAGAGCUCUUCGGUGCAGAAAUUUACCUCUUUCACAAAGUAGGAACAUGUGCAAGUGCAGAAAAGUUCUCACGAAAUAACUUAUCUAAGACCAUAAUAAUCAGUCCGAAAUUAUUUGCAUGGAUAUGCCAAACUUAAGAGUGAAGAAAAGUUUGAGAUUUUAUUAAGAUUCAAAGAAAAUUAUUUUUUGUUCCUGAAAAGGGAGUCACAUGUGGAAGAAUCUUAUUAAGUCUAACUAGUCAUGGUCGCUCCAAGAGGAGAGAGUAAAGCAUCUGCAAGGAGAUGGAAAAAUAAAGGUCUAAAAAAGAGUGGCAAAGAGUAAAUGGGCAAGUGAGGGAUUGGUUAAAAGUUAAGGUUUGUCCAGUGCAGUAAAGGGUGAUUGUGUUGAGGAGAAGAAGGAAGAUAAUGCAGGCUUUCUGUAUGGUUAUGGAAGAGGAGGAUAAGGUGGAGAUAUCGUGAGAAUGUCUCAUUUGAGAUUUUGGGCUUAUAAAUCUUAUUUGAUUUAAGUUUUAAAAUCUGUCAAGGCUCAAUUGGAAAAGUUCUUUCUCAACCCUUCUUCUCUUGGUCUGUUGGCCAAUUCCUGGAUUCCAAGUAAUGAAUUUUUUGUUAAUAAUUUGUGAUGUUGGUUUUUUGAGAUUGCUGGCAAUAUUUAAGCAAGAGAGAUUAAAGAAUGCUGUUUGGUUUCAAAGUUUUCUAGGGUAGCAGGGUAUUGGAGAAAAGAUGAUGAGAGAUGGUGAUUGCAACUUUGACUUGCUUAGUACAUAAAGAUGAAUGAUAAUAAUGGGGUGAUCUCUGGCAGUAGACAAGAAGAACUCAGCUACUCAUCUUUGGGGUGCAAAAAAGUAUGUAGAAUAUGGCAAACAGCUUGUGCAUGGUGGAGCAUCUCUAGCAUGAUUCCAGGUUGAAUAUUGCAGGGCCUUUGAUUUUUAUACUUUGGGUAUUAGAAAUCACCUUAAAAAGGUUUGCUGGAGGCUGUUAUUCUUAGUUGUCACAUUGUCUAUAUGGACGGUUAGAAAUAAUAUUAUCUUCCAGAAUUUGGAUUGGAAUGAGGGGAACUUUUGAACUUACCCAACUUCGGUCUUUCAUGUGGCUAAAACAUACGAGCUUGGGUGGUGCUGUGACAUUCAGAGAUUGGUGUAUUUAAUCCUGCAGAUGGUGCAAGUGAAAUGUUACGGCAAAAAAACAAAAGGGGGUUGAGAAAUAACAUUUCCAUAUGAACCUUGAUGAGUUUUAAAACUUAAUUCUCUUGAGACUUCUAAGCUUAAAUGACUCAAACGAGCUAAAACGUAAUAUCUCCACUUAAAUUCCAUUUUCCAUCUCUAUACAUUUAGUUUGCACUGCCUUUCACCUCUAAACACACGAACCACCACCCACCUUUGGCCAUUGGGCCGACCUUGGCCUUUUCCAUAAUUCCUCACAAGCCUGUUGAAAUUUGCUUUUCUUUUUUCCCCCCACUUUAUUUUCCCCUCCUCUCGUGAAUGCUUGAUCCAGUUCUCUUUGUGAGCGACAGAGACAAAGAGGACUUUAUUAGAUUUCUUUCACUGCGGAUCAAUCCUUUUGAGGAACAGAAACUGAUUUUCUGUUGAAUCUCAAUGAAAUCUCGUCAUGUCUGAUCAAUAUUCAAAUUACUUCCAUGGAUGGUUCAACCUCAACCCUCCUCACCAUUCCUCUUCCUCUUCAUCAACUUCAAAUCCACCUUUUAAUUUUCCUCAUGAUCACCCCUACGGUAUCUACUCAAAUAACAUGAUGGACAACACCAACCCUUUCACUCAUCAGUAUCAAUCUUCAUCACUAUCACCACCUUCUCCUCCUUUGAAAGAAGCUCUUCCCCUUCUCAGUUUAACCCCAACAAGGCAUCAUGAAGAUCAACAACGAGAUUACAGCUCAUCUAGCAGUGCCAUGGAGGUGGACAAGAACAAGGAGAGGGAAGAAAGCUGCUUUUCUAGUUCUGCUGAUCAUGAUGAAACUUUAAGUGUAACUCUGCAUUUAGGGCUUCCAAAUCCUGGCAAUUCUUCUGAUUUGGUCUCGAGGGAUGCGAUCUCAUCACAUAAAGAAGAAGUCACUGUUGCUUCUGGGUAUUCAUCACUCAACAAAGGGCAGUAUUGGAUCCCAACUCCUGCCCAGAUUCUGAUUGGACCUACACAGUUCUCAUGCCCUCUCUGCUUCAAGACCUUCAACAGAUACAAUAACAUGCAGAUGCAUAUGUGGGGGCAUGGAUCUCAGUACAGGAAAGGACCAGAGUCUCUUAGAGGAACACAGCCAACAGGCAUGCUGAGGCUUCCUUGCUAUUGUUGUGCACCAGGAUGCAGGAACAACAUUGAUCAUCCUAGAUCAAAACCCCUGAAAGAUUUCCGAACUCUCCAAACACAUUACAAGAGAAAGCAUGGGAUCAAGCCUUUCAUGUGUAGAAAAUGUGGGAAGGCCUUUGCUGUGAGAGGUGACUGGAGAACCCAUGAAAAGAAUUGUGGGAAGCUUUGGUAUUGCACUUGUGGAUCUGAUUUCAAGCACAAGAGGUCUCUCAAAGACCAUAUUAAGGCAUUUGGGAAUGGCCAUGCAGCUUAUGGUAUUGACUCUUUCGAAGAAGAAGAAGAGCCAGCUUCUGAUAUAGAACAAGACAAUGAAUCCUCUCAAUGAGAUAGGAAGAGAUGGAUCUUCAAGUAUAACACAAUCAAAACUUGAUUGUUCA
Messenger RNA from Rubroshorea leprosula, 2791 nucleotides. NCBI's taxonomy places the organism in Eukaryota, Viridiplantae, Streptophyta, Magnoliopsida, Malvales, Dipterocarpaceae. The record is from the annotation of a GenBank genome assembly.